UUCUACAAACCCAGUCAUUGUGGCUUGGCAACAGAACAACACUGGUUAAUUCCAAUUAGUACUGCGAGCACAGAUUUUUCAUAGCAAAAGGGGUUUGUAAAAGUCAAAAUGGACCCCCCACUGACAGAGAAUAAAGAAAAUGUAGAGAAUGGAGGAGGUGAGGACAAGAAAAGCGAAAAAGACGCAAAAAGUCCAGCAGGUUCAAGAGCUGGCUCCGCCAAAUCUCAGAGAAGCCAGAAAAGCAAUGGCAGUCAGAAAGGAAGGAUACCAUCUCCCAUCAGGUCAGCUAAAGAUAACCCUGCAGCUGACAUGAGGAACAUGAGAAGGAUCAUCGCUGAAGAUCCUGAAUGGUCCUUGGCUACUGUCCCAAUGUUGUGGGAGCUAUGUAUCAAACAUAUAGUGGGAAACUUUGAAUAUAACUCCAAAAUCCUUGACAAGCUACUGCCAAAGCAUAAAACAAAAGUGCUUGAGAAAAUUUCAACAGACUUGCCCUUGAAAGUCACAUCAAAUCUGGUGGAGGAUGAAGGUUACUGGAAACGCUGCUGCAAGGCUAGAUGGGCUAUCUGCGAUGUAUCUGCCUAUGGGAACAACUGGAAAAGAAUGUACUUUGAGCGUAACUUGCAGGAUAUCAUCGAACACUUUGUUCCAGAAAACACAGACCCAGAAGAGUUGGACAGCACUCUUCCGCUUUCUGCAAAUUUUGUGAAAAAGUUAGACAUUCGUCAACUGCUACCUCCUGUAAAAGAGGCGCCGAAAGGGUUUGACGAUGAUGUCUCUGAUGCUGGGAGUGAGGCUGGGGAUGGCCCUGAGACAGACCAUUUUGAUUUUGGACCAGUCCUCCAGAAACUGCCCUUGCUGGAAGAGUUUAGGGUAACAUAUGGAGUCCGAGACUGUGGCAUGAACUUUGACUGGAAUUUAUUUCAGUUCACAGCAAGGGAUUGCCUGCUGUUAUCAAAGUGCAUCGCUGCUUGCAAGACCCUCAAGGUAUUAUGUCUACACAGGAGUAAGGUUGAUGAUGACCGUGUCCGUGUGUUGAUCAGUCACAUUCUUGACCAUCCGUCUUUAGAGGAACUGGACUUGUCACAUAAUAUCAUUGGGGAUAGAGGGGCUCGUGCUGUGGGCAAGUUUAUCAACAACCACAGCCAGUUAAAGAUUCUGAACUUGUGUGAUAAUCAGAUAAGAGCUGCUGGCGCUCAGGCCAUUGCUCAUGCCUUGACCAAGAAUACCACACUUCACAGUCUGAACUUGCGUCUGAACCGCCUUGGGGAUGAAGGAGGACAGGCUGUGUGUAGGUCCUUGAUGAAGAAUUCCACGCUGAAGGAAAUCAACCUGAGUACUAAUGAUAUGACAGAGCCUACAGCGGCUGUGCUGGCACAGGUCGUCAUCCAGAACACAACCAUCAAGUCCCUGGAUCUCUCCUGCAAUAAACUGGGGGCUGAUGGUGGCAAGCAGCUCCAGGAGGGCAUGGAAGAAAACAACACCAUAACCCACAUGGACCUCAGGUUUACUCAGUGUGGCCAGGAAUCUGAAUUUAUCAUCAACCAAAUUCUGGCCAAAAGCCAAGACAGGGAGAGAGAGUCCAAAGAAAAAAACAUGAAUGAAGUAAACUCCAAGAAGUAAACGCCAAUCGGACUGGGAAAUGAGACUAUGAAAAUUGAACGCUAAAGGAUAAAUAAAUAAAUGUACUUGGAGAUUAAGGGAUAAGUGAACAUUUUAGGAUGAGGGAUAAAUCAGACAAACCCAUUUAUUGAUCAUGGAAUAAAACCAAGACCCAAGAGAUGCUUCAUUUGAAAACUUAUAUAUAAUAGCACAGGGUCGUAAUAUAUCAAAUAUCUUAUGCAUAUUAUAAAAUAAACUACUGUUUAAAAGUACUUGAGUGUCAUGAAAUGUUCUUUUACUAUAAAUAUUUGAACUGUGAUGUGUACAUAAUAAGAAACAGUUUGAUCUGAUUGUGAUCAUGAGCUUGAUGAAAUCAUGUCAUUAGUGAAUAUAA
Lingula anatina is the source of this 1993-nucleotide messenger RNA. RefSeq names its product dynein regulatory complex subunit 5. The record is from RefSeq and is a predicted model, not a curated record. NCBI's taxonomy places the organism in Eukaryota, Metazoa, Brachiopoda, Lingulata, Lingulida, Lingulidae. Gene Ontology annotation, molecular function: protein binding.